AUGAGUGCGAAGUUGGCUGCGCGCAGCAGUUGCGGCUCCCCCUUGACCUGCGCCACGCUCGGCGUGUUUCAGUACGUUGGGCGGGUCGAGGGCUCCGAGUCUGGCGCGGGCCGCGCCGGGCUGAGGACUUCGCCAGAGCGCCUGGCGGUGAAGCAGUUCAAGCUCGCGGACAUAGGCGAGGGCAUCGCCGAGGUGCAGCUGACAGAGUGGUUUGUCAAGGAGGGCGACACGAUCAAGGAGAUGGACAACGUGUGCGCGGUCGAGAGCGACAAGGCGUCGGUGGAGCUCACGAGCCCGUACACCGGGAGGGUCGCGAAGCUGCACCACCAGGCCGCGGGCAACAACAUCAAGGUGUGCAUCCGCGUGCGGCCCUUCAUCCCCCAGGAGCUGAGCGGCGAGCGGCGGCAGGGAGACGACGAGCUGCGGUGCUGCGUCGGCGCCUCCACCACGACGUCGCUGGACAUCUGGCGGGGCGCCGACCCCUUAUCCAGGCGAUCCUUUGAGUACGACAGGGUCUACUGGUCGCACAGCAAGGACCACCGCCUGUACGCCACGCAGGAGACCCUGCAGGGGGAGCUCGGGAGCCAGCUGCUGGCGAACGCCAUGGACGGCUUCAACAACUGCAUCUUCGCCUACGGCCAGACGGGCAGCGGCAAGAGCUACAGCGUCCUCGGCGGCAGGGGUCCGGAUCGGGGCGCGGGCUGCUGCCCCGGGUGGUGGAGGGCCUGUUCGAGCACGUGGCCGGCCUCGACGCGAACACCACGUGCAAGACGUACGUGUCCUUCCUCGAGAUUUACAACGAGCAGAUUCGCGACCUGCUCCGUGCAGACUCGGAGGCCGCCAGUCCGCGGCGGAAGCUGGACGUGA
Molecule: messenger RNA, 867 nt
Organism: Prorocentrum cordatum
Lineage: Eukaryota; Dinophyceae; Prorocentrales; Prorocentraceae
Source: the annotation of a GenBank genome assembly